AUGCCUGUCGACAGCCUGCUUGACAUGGCUCGCCGGGCCUGUGUCCGCAAUGUGCACCGGAUAACAGACAUUGGCGAUAUCGACUAUGACCUGAUUAGACCCAUACUGCUCAAGAUUGAGAGCCCUGAGAAACUGCACCAACUCGAGCUCUCGUCUCCGCAAAUCAUCGGUCACGACGCCGAGAUCUGGCUCAACUUCAUCAAGCGAGACAUUCCCGACUGGGAUCUGAAGCGCCAUGAACCGUCCAACCCGAAGAACUGGUACAAAGUGUACAAGAAGCUGAAGGCAGAGGCAACUAAGGAUUCCUCGAACGACGAAGCUAUGUUGAAAGCCGCGUUGGCGGAUAUUCAAAAGGGCAAAGAGCAGAACACAGCGGUGAUUGCAAGCACUGCCCUCAGUGCGGGCCUACUUUCGAGCAGCAAUGCUCCUGGGCCUUCGCGAAGAGCCAGGAUUCAGUGGAACUAUAUAUCGGGUAAGACGGGCGCGAAGGGCUCCAGUAAAAUGACCUUGAUGGAGAAGAUUCGCAAGGAAGCCAGGGAUGCAAAAGCUGGCAAAAUGAACCGACCGAUGCACGAGCUACAGAAGAAGCAGACGGGGGUGGUUAAAGCGCCGGCGCAAUUCGUUGAGGAGGUGAAGAAGAUGAAGAUCGUGCAGGCGACCGAGGCCAAGAAGGCUCUGAGUCCGCCGCUCAAAAGACCCGUGUCGGGGAUUGGCGCAUCUGGUAAUGCGGGAUCAUCGAGGCCGCCGAUGUUUGCUCCCUCCACGCAAAUACCGAAACCGAGACCUCAGCCUGCCGUUGCCGGUGGUGGAAAGCCAUAUGAUCUGACGAGCGACAGAGAGUCAAGAUUACGGGCUUUGAAGUCGGGAAGACCAAUCAGCAGGGUCGAUCCGGAACCGUACGAGACUUCUCAAGCCCAAGCCUCGACCUCGAAUUCAGCGAGGGACUUACAGUCUCCGCCCAAUGGUGUACAGCGGAAUUCUCAAAAGCGGAAGAACGGGACAGUCCCUGGAAAUUCGCGAGGAGUUGAGGAUACAAAUGGCAGCUUGACCCUCGAUUUCCUCGAAGACUCGGAUGGUGAUGACAUCCAGGACCAGCCACGAAGAAGACGAGAGUCGGUAGAGAACAAAGUGGAAACGCCGCGGAAGCUACUGAACCCGAACAAUGCCCUUGCCAGCGAACUCCCGCCCCGUUCGCGGAGCCCGCUGAAGCUCUCCCCGGCACCGGGAUCUCGGGCACUGGGUUCGCAAUCGGUGAAAAGAAAAUAUGAAGCACCAAACCUCUUUUACACAGCCCCCAAUAAACGACCCAAACCAGUAUGA
Molecule: messenger RNA, 1320 nt
Organism: Fonsecaea nubica
Lineage: Eukaryota; Fungi; Ascomycota; Eurotiomycetes; Chaetothyriales; Herpotrichiellaceae
Exons: 2
Coding region: 1-1320 (439 amino acids)
Biological process (GO): transcription elongation by RNA polymerase II
Cellular component (GO): nucleus; elongin complex
Source: RefSeq, a predicted model, not a curated record